Molecule: messenger RNA, 3279 nt
Organism: Emiliania huxleyi CCMP1516
Lineage: Eukaryota; Haptophyta; Isochrysidales; Noelaerhabdaceae
Exons: 7
Coding region: 1-3279 (1092 amino acids)
Biological process (GO): fucose metabolic process; glycoside catabolic process
Cellular component (GO): lysosome
Molecular function (GO): alpha-L-fucosidase activity
Source: RefSeq, a predicted model, not a curated record
AUGGGCGCACAGGAUGCUGCAGAUGCCGAGGCCGUGCUGAACCAGCUGAUGCGGACGGGGGCCAACGUGGCUCCUCCAACCGGCGGCGAGGAGGGCAGCAGCGCAGAGUUUUUUGAGGAGAUCCGUAAGCUGCUGGCAGAUUUCAACGUCUCCAUCCAGGAGGAGUCAAAGGAUGGCAAGCUCCGCUUCCACGUCAAGCGGCUCAUCAAGUCCCAUCAGCAGCGAGGCGAGGAUGUGGAUGAGGAGCUCGACUUCUACAUGGAUGAUGAUGACGUUGCGGUGCUCUUCACCAUGGAGGACAGCUCCAAGGUCUUUGCCAUUGGCAACAUCGAGCAGCUCUCGAUGAGUCAGCGCAGCAACGGGGUCUUCAUCAACGACCCCAAGGGCCUCUUUAUCCUCCGGUGGUACCGUGAGGUGAAGGGUGACGGGACCCCCCCAGACGGCCCGCGCUACAAGAACAGAGCGUGCAAGUACUACAAGCUGACGAGCGACAACGAUGGGGAGGCCUUCCGCUGGACCAGCAACUACCAGAUCAUCAGCAAGGUGUACCUGAAGAAGCACUCCCCCCUGCCUCUCUGCUAUUCUCUCAGUGCGGCAGACAAGAAGAUGGUGACGUCCACCAUGAAGAAGAUGCGGCGUGCCGUGUCUGUCGGCAUCCACGACUUGCCGCACGAGGUCAUGCUCCACAUCUGUGAGACGCUGACGCCGCGCGAGACCUGCACCAUGAUGCUCGGUCUCGGGAAGCGCAGCGUGAUCUUUCGAUGCGUUUCCGAGGUGGCAAUCCUGCGUGGCUCCGCGCUUGGAAAGCAGAUCGAGAAACGCGAGGGCCUGAAAUGCACAGAGGAUGCCCUCAAGUACAUCCUAGGACGGCCGGUCGAAAGCAAGGAUCACAAGUCCGUCUGCACGGAGAAUGCGUGCGCCUGGCUGGCCUUGCCUGCGCCAAUGUGCUCGGCUCUCCUCGUCGCGCCGGCCGAUUAUCAGAUCGACGCCCUUCGCGGCGCGGCCUUUCUCGGUCUGCUGCCGCUGGCGCAGCUCCACGCCCGCGCCACCGAGCACGGCGCUUGCGUCAUCAAGCGCGAGCACUCCGAGACCGAGAAGCAGGCGUGCAAAGAGGCGGCCGCCUUCUGCCGCAAGGCGCUCCCACAGUCCGACGAGUCGCAGGCCCUCCGACAAGCCAGCGUCAGCAUGGUCACCGACGCCGAGCGGCGCUUCACCAACGUCUACCUACAGCUCUUCCAAGACCACGAGCUGCGCCGCCACAAUGCUGAGUCGGCCAGCUCUGCCAACACGGCCCUGUUCCGCUUCAUCGACCAGCACCUCGCCACCGCCACCGGCGUGCGUCUCGGCCCCGUCGAGAAUAUGCACAACUCGGCGCUGGUUGGGCUGCUUGCGGGCGGGUUGCUCGGCAACUCGGCCAAAGAGGACGACGAGAAGCAAGACUUCCUCUCCAAGGUCAUGAGCCGUUGCGAGAAGCCGCUCUCGCUCCAACGCUCCCAGCGCGAGCGCCGCUUCUGCGACCUCUGCCUCCAGCCCAUCGAGGGCAUGUAUGCGGGCUGCCGGAGCUGCGGCUUCGAUUGCUGCCCGCGUUGCGUCGACCCGGCGUCGCAGCCGACGCACGUCUGCGUGCCGCUGGACGUGGCGACGCGCAUGCACCUCUUCGUCGAGCUCUGCCAGACCGCCGAUGGCCUCGAGGACGCCCGCCCCAGCGCGAUCGCCGCGCAAGAGCAGCUGAGCGCGGCGCAGAUCGACUAUCAGGCCUUCCUCGCGAAGCGCGCCGAGCACGACGCGACGCUGCUGCGCCUCGCCAAGGGCGGCCAUCUGCACGAGCUCAAGAUAUGGCUCGACGCGUGCUACGGUGGUGCGGCCGCGAUGGGGCCGCGCAUGGUGCCCGAGCCGCCCUGCCUCGCCAGCCACGCGUGCUGGCACGACAUGCGUAGCGAGACUCGCGCGGAGAAGGACCAGCGCAUGCGUUGGUGGCGCGAGUCCACCUUUGGGCUCUUUGUCCACUUUGGCCUCUUUGCCAUCCCGGCAGGAUACCACAAGGGGCGCAGAGUCGGCCGUGGGACGAGUGAGUGGAUCAUGCACAGUGCCCGCAUCCCAGACCGCGAGUACGCAAAGUACGCCGAGCAGUUCAACCCAGUCGGCUUCAACGCGUCAGAGUGGGUCGCAACGGCCAAGGCCGCGGGCGUUCGCUACUUGGUGAUCACGACGAAGCACCAUGACGGGUUUUGCCUCUGGGACAGCCAAUACACAUCCUACGACGUGAUCGAUGCCACACCCUUCCGGCGUGACAUUGUGAAGGAGCUCAAGGACGCGCUGAGGGGCUCUGGCAUCGCACUCGGCCUGUACUACUCCAUCAUGGACUGGCACCAUCCGGACGCUGUUCUGCGCAAGUAUAACCAUCUCAACACGCCUCCCGCGCGCGCCAACUGGUCUCGAUACCGAGAGGAGUACAUGAAGCCGCAACUGCAGGAGCUCACUGCAAAGUUUGACCCGGCGCUUUUCUGGUUCGACGGCGACUGGAUCGAGGCGUGGUCUGAGGAGCAGGGUGUCGAGCUUUACAACUUCCUCCGCCGCCUCAAGCCGUCACUCCUCGUCAAUAACCGACUCAGCAAAGCGCGGAAGGGCCACCAAGGCAUGAACAGGUACAAGCACGCGGCGGGCGACUUUGGAACGCCAGAGCAGGAGAUUCUGAAGGAAGUCGAAGGCUACGACUGGGAGAGCUGUAUGACAAUAAAUGACAACUGGGGCUUCACCAAGGAUGACUCCAACUGGAAGACCACGUCCGAGCUGCUCCGUAACCUGGUCGACGUCGCGUCCAAGGGCGGCAACUACCUGCUCAACGUGGGCCCUGCGGCUGAUGGCGUGAUCCCCGCGGAAUCUGUGAGCCGGCUCCGUGACAUCGGCAGGUGGCUGCUGGUGAAUGGUGAGGCAAUCUAUGGGGUGAAGCGCGCGCAGCAUGCGCACGGCGAGGGCAAGAUGGUUCGAUUCACGACGCCGGCACGAGAGAGGAGCGUCGUGUACGCCGUCGCCCUACAAAAGCUGUCGCCACUUCGCAUUUCGAAUAUUCGCGUGGACAAGAGCGGAGGCGGCGAGGUUCGGAUGCUCGGGCACGGAGAUGCCCACGUACUGUAUGAGAGCACCGAUCAGGGUAUCUCGAUCGCGUGGCCGCCAGGGACCGCAGAGGCGGGCGAGCACGGCUGGGUGUUUAGGAUACAUGGCACCUUCGCGAAGCGGCGCGACGCAAACGAGGACGGUCUACCCUCCAACGCGGGAUGA